Selaginella moellendorffii is the source of this 771-nucleotide messenger RNA. RefSeq names its product bZIP transcription factor 16. NCBI's taxonomy places the organism in Eukaryota, Viridiplantae, Streptophyta, Lycopodiopsida, Selaginellales, Selaginellaceae. Gene Ontology annotation, biological process: regulation of DNA-templated transcription. The coding region runs from base 57 to 731 and encodes 224 amino acids. The transcript is spliced from 8 exons. Gene Ontology annotation, cellular component: nucleus. Gene Ontology annotation, molecular function: sequence-specific DNA binding; DNA-binding transcription factor activity. The record is from RefSeq and is a predicted model, not a curated record.
CUUAAGCAUGCUUUUAGGGGCCACCUCCUGGACAUUUCGGUGCAAAGGCUUUCCAAAUGGCUCAGAGUGGUCCUGCUGCGUCAGCCGAUGUGCAACAAGCCGACUCGCCAUCGAAGAGCAAGCCCGUCAAGAACGGCAGCUUUGGCCACAGCAGUGGCAGCGAUGGAUCAAGCGAAGGAAGCGAAGAUGACAACUCCAACAACAACAACAAUAAUGCUUUCCAUCAAAUGGCUAUGGAAGUUUUGGAGAGUAGCAAUACAGCAGGAAUGUUUGGAAGCUGCUCUGGCUCCAUUGAAGCGAAUCCAACGGGAGUGCCGAAUACUCUGAUGGAUUACUGGAGCGGAAAUGUUUCCAGAGUACACAGGAAAUCGAAGCACUCGUCAGUGCCAUCGCAGCCGCUGGUCCCGGGGAUGCCAAGCUCGCUGUUGGGGGCUGCUUCCGCUUGUGAUGGUUCUGAUAUGUGGUCACAGGAUGAACGAGAGCUCAAAAGACAAAGAAGAAAGCAAUCCAACCGGGAGUCAGCAAGGCGAUCGAGAUUGCGAAAGCAGGCAGAGUGUGAAGAACUAAGCACCAGAGUGGAUGCUUUGGCUGUGGAGAACGCGGCACUGAGGACCGAGUUGGGCCGACUUAUGGAAGAACGUAACAAGCUCGCACAAGAAAAUGUCACUUUGAUGGAACAAGUGCUAGAAAAAUCACAACACGAGCAAGACACAAUGUUUGCUCCUAGUUAAUUCAUCAUUCAUUAAAUUUAAUACAUAAUUCUUUCCCAAA